Molecule: messenger RNA, 1278 nt
Organism: Metschnikowia bicuspidata var. bicuspidata NRRL YB-4993
Lineage: Eukaryota; Fungi; Ascomycota; Pichiomycetes; Serinales; Metschnikowiaceae
Exons: 1
Coding region: 1-1278 (425 amino acids)
Source: RefSeq, a predicted model, not a curated record
AUGUCAAUAGACUCAUAUAAAUCAUCGAUAAUAGCCAUGCUGAUAAACGAACUGCCUAUUCAAGUCAAUAAGAGGCACCUAGAUAUAGAUAUUGCGGAGGAAAGCCGGGGCUUGAACAAUAUUCUCCUGAAACGUUUGCAAGCUAAACUUGAUGGAGCUCAGAAGAAUUCCCUGGUCUUAAAAACAAAGAGUCUAUCCUGCGUUAAUAGACCCCGUCGGCCAGGUCUUCGGACCCACACUUCAAAGCUACAUCUCAUAGACGAUACGACCUUGACAUCGCUACCGUUUCCUCCGCCGGCACCGUCAAAGCGGUUCAAACCAAAAUUUCUGUCCGCAUCACACAUUACUCAAAACUCAGAAUUUCUUCGAGAUGAGAGUCAGCUGUUAUACAGUGUUGACCUGGCCCGAGCUACACUUGAUGGCACUCUGUUUGCUGAGUCGAUCGAUUUGAGUAAACAAGACACAACCAUGAAUGGAACGAUUUGUGACUACGAAAAUGACACCCUAGAAGAAACAUUUGAUGAUUCCCAAGAUCCAAUUGUAUUAGUGGAAGACUAUAUGACUGAGGCCCAGUCUAAGGAAACUGUGUUUCGCAAAAAGUCUUUGGCCAAUAUAAAGAAACGACUACGCGAAAAAUCCCUGCGGCCCUCUUUAACCCCAAAUUCUGCGUCACCUGGAAGUUUUAAAGUUGAUUUUGGGCGGUGCAAUCUACCACGCGUGUCCACGCCAGGCAAUGAGAACUUGGAGGCCAUCUUUGGAAAAAUUCCUGGAUCCGAGAAGCUCAAAUACUGUACGCUCUGCGACAAACCCUUGUAUGAAAUCAGCUCGGUGCUCAGCAGCACGGAAGCCAUGAAUACAUCUCACGCGGCCAAUUUGUCUCAUGCAUAUCAAGAAUUUGUGUGCUGGGGUUGUAUCGAUACAUAUGAGGAAGUUUUCAACGAGCUUUAUGAAGCGGAAACAAAACAUUCUGAGGAAGUUGCUCGUCAAUCAAAUCAUGCAAUUCACCAAACAUCAAAUUCUAUUUUGGACAUAGACUAUAUGAGUUUGAUGACCAGUGAAGAGCAGCAUGAAAAGACGCAAAAUAGAGGCGAUUCAACGCAGCCCCAAAAGAAGCGGAAAUUCUCAACAGACUUGAUCUCUCGGCUUCAGCGUCUCAGCGCUGUUUCCCAACCAAAAAAUGGAAGUGCAGAAUGGGUCGCCGGGUGGCAAGAAAAGCUAAGACGCAGCUUAAACAAUGUCUUGACCAAUGCCUUUGCUUCAGAUGACCAAACCUUAUAA